AUGGCGGAUUUGGAAGCCGUACUGGCUGAUGUCAGUUAUCUCAUGGCGAUGGAAAAAAGCCGGAGUCAACCUGCCGCCCGAGCUAGCAAACGGAUCGUUUUGCCCGAUCCGAGUGUUCGGAGUAUCAUGCAGAAGUAUCUGGAAAAAACGGGUGAAAUCAAAUUCGAGAAGAUUUUCAAUCAGAGACUCGGUUUUUUGCUGCUCAAGAAUUUUGUCGAGAACAUGGCCGAGAGCUCGUGUCCACAGAUCAAAUUCUACGAAGCGAUCAAGGAGUAUGAGAAGAUGGAAACGCCGGAAGAGCGGUUGACCAAGGCCAGAGAGAUCUACGACCACCAUAUUAUGAUCGAAAUGCUUGCCCAUGCUCAUAACUACUCAAAAGCCUCGCUGCAGCAUGUGCAGUACCACCUACUCAAGGGCAACGUACCGCCGGAUCUGUUUCAGAGGUACGUCGUUGAGAUCUGCGAUCAGCUUAAAGGUGAUAUCUUCCAGAGAUUUCUAGAAAGUGACAAAUUCACUCGAUUUUGUCAAUGGAAGAAUCUGGAGCUGAAUAUGCAGCUGACGAUGAACGACUUCUCCGUGCAUCGGAUCAUUGGAAGGGGCGGUUUCGGUGAAGUCUAUGGUUGUCGGAAGGCCGACACCGGCAAGAUGUACGCGAUGAAGUGUUUGGACAAGAAGCGGAUUAAAAUGAAACAAGGAGAGACGUUGGCGUUGAACGAGCGCAUCAUGCUCAGCCUCGUAUCGACCGGGCAAGAUUGUCCCUUCAUCGUUUGCAUGACGUACGCCUUCCAAUCGUCGGACAAGCUGUGCUUCAUCCUGGAUUUGAUGAACGGCGGCGACCUGCACUAUCACCUGUCUCAACACGGCGUCUUCAGUGAGGCCGAGAUGCUCUUCUAUGCCUCCGAGGUGAUUCUUGGUUUGGAGCACAUGCACAACCGAUUCGUGGUUUACCGCGAUUUGAAGCCGGCCAAUAUUCUGCUCGACGAAAAUGGACAUGUACGCGUCUCUGAUCUCGGCUUAGCCUGUGAUUUUUCGAAGAAAAAGCCCCAUGCCAGUGUAGGCACGCACGGAUACAUGGCUCCCGAAGUGCUCGCCAAAGGCGUGGCCUACGACUCCUCUGCCGACUGGUUUUCUCUCGGCUGUAUGUUGUACAAACUGUUAAAGGGCCAUUCACCGUUUCGACAACACAAGAGCAAGGACAAGAACGAGAUCGACAAAAUGACACUCACGCAGGACGUCGAGUUACCGAACGAGGGUCUCUCUCCCGACUGCCGCGAUUUGAUCGAGGGUCUGCUCAAACGCGACGUGCCCGACCGACUUGGCUGCAAAGGGCGCGGGCCGUCCGAGGUGAAGGAACAUCCGUUCUUCCGCGAUGUGGACUGGCAGACGGUGUAUCUACGUCGAAUGACUCCACCACUGAUUCCGCCAAGGGGCGAGGUGAAUGCCGCCGACGCCUUCGACAUUGGCAAUUUCGAUGAUGAUGAAGUUAAGGGCGUCAAGCUAUCCGAUUCGGACAACGAAUUGUACAAGAACUUCAACAUCGUCAUUUCGGAGCGAUGGCAGAAUGAAAUCGCCGAGACCAUCUUCGAGGUUGUCAACCAAGACGCGGACAAAGCAGAAACUAAAAAGCGGUCAAAACAAAGAGCAAAAAUGAACGUCGAUGAAAAAGAUUCUGACGUAAUCGUUCAUGGCUAUAUCAAGAAGCUUGGUGGUCCGUUUACAUCAGCAUGGCAAACUCGGUACGGAAAGCUCUAUCCGUCUCGGCUUGAGCUCUACCCAGAGUCACUUAGUGGGAAACCUGAGCUAGUAUUCAUGGACCAGAUAGAAGAUGUCUGUGCGGAUUUGCAAACUGUUAAAGGCGAGAACGCAAUCGUUGUUAAACUACGGGAUGGUUUCAAGGAACCCAGGAUUAGCUUAACGAACUCGGACGAGAUCUCGCUGAAGGAAUGGCAUACCUCAUUGCGGACAGCGCACAAAGUUUCAUGCGAGCUUUUGCAACGGAUGGGACGAAAAGCGAUCAAAAUCUACGGGGUGAACCACGAUCCUAUGCUGAAUGAAGCCGAUAGACCUGCAUCCGUUUCCAAAUAUAUGAACAGAGCAUCCAGUGUAGACUCUACCGUAUGA
Messenger RNA from Angiostrongylus costaricensis, 2121 nucleotides. The record is from the annotation of a GenBank genome assembly. Lineage: Eukaryota; Metazoa; Nematoda; Chromadorea; Rhabditida; Metastrongylidae.